GCCUCAUUAGUCUUCGAGUCAAAUUUAUUCUCAGAAAUCUUAAGUAUAAUGCUUUAAUUGAUGUUUGACUAAAUAAUUUUGAUAUGAACUUACUCAUUAUUAUGUAAAUCAUCCUCCUCUCUCCCUUGUUCUAUAGCUCAUUCAUCAACGACAACGAGUGCAAAUGGGUACGAUACUCUCCCACAACAUUUUUGUUUCUUGCUACUUCUACAAUUUUGUUUUAUGAAUUUCAUUUUAGUAAUUUUUCCCAGUGUUCAAGAAGACGCGAUUAAUCUCUUGCCUAGGUGCAAUUAAUAGCUGGUCAGGAGGAAAUCGCACCGUCUAGCCCUGGGCGAUUGAUCUAGGCAUGCUAAAUGAUUAAUCUCCAUGGAAAACGGCUAAUUGGUGUCUAGGCACUCGGGCGCGUUUUCACUCUGGUGGGCGACGCCGAGAACAACUAAUAAAGGGGGAAAGUGUAGCCUUUUUGUGAAAAUCUCAAACCCUAUUCUAUUUCACAUUUCCAUUCGACCAGCUGCUCCCCCUCAUCGACCAGCAGCGAGAUCCCUCCUCAUGGUUGGUGACUUGGAAUGUUUGGAAUUGUGGAAAAAGGUUGAAUGUGUAUAUGAAUGGAUGAAUAAUGAUAUGGCGACUUGGGGUUUUUGUGGAAUAUGGCUUAUCUAUCAUAUUUUUUUCAACGUUUAAUCUCGCCUAGGUAACGACUAUUCGACCUGGGUGCUGGGCGGUGCCUCCUCGCCUAGUUAGCGCCUAACAUCUUCUUAAACAUUGAUUUUUUCAUACAACACAUUUGCAGAAUUAUCUUCCACUCGAACUAGUCAAUAGUCAUACCUAGUAUAUAAUAAAUUAAUAAUACUAAUAACAAUAAGAAUAAUAAUAUUAUAAAAAAGCAAUAAGAAUAAUAAUAAAGUAGAGAAGUUAAUUGGGGUUGAUUUCUUUGGUGUCAUCACUUCUCUCUCUGGUAUUCCCCUCCUGCCUUCUUUCUUCCUUGGCCUUAUUCGUAUUUUCUCCUUUUUGUCCAAUUAAGCUUCCGUUUCCCGUUCCGUCUUCCCCAGAUUAUCAUUUCAUCAGCAAUCAUUUCAUGUUUUGGGUUUCAUUUCUUUGGUUGCCUGGCUUCUUUUCGGUUUCUAAAUUCUAACUAUCUACCUGUCUGCUUCACCAUUUCUAGCAGAGUCCCCCUUUUUCUGCAAGGAAGAAGUUCCCCAAAUUUCCCAUCUCUCUCUCUCUGCACAAUCGGAAAAAGAGCUGACAUUUUUCAGUUAUUCCCACCAAGCUUUGAGAUCUAAUACAUCUUUUGCUCUGCUUCUACUGAUUCUAUUGCUCCUGCUGCUUCCGCUUCCGCUGCCGCCUGCCGCCGCCAAUGGUGUCCGGUAAGUUGCUCUUCCUUCUUCUCCUCCUCCUCCUGCUGCUUCUGUACAUUAGUAUGGCAAAAUUCAUCUCGAUCGUCAUAGCUCUAGCUUCUUUUUUGGGUGGGCUAUGUAUAUUUAUAUUAUUUUCCUCUCAGCAGAAGCUUUCCCUACUUUGAGAAUUCCAGUCUCUUGCUUGUCAAACUUAAUUUCUGUCGUCCCUUAUACUGGGUCUCCCCUGUUUCCAUUGGCAUAACCCUAAUUGGAUAUCCCCCCUGGGUAUUUGGCUGUUUUUUGGGUUCUCUCUAUCUUUCUAUCCCUUCCCAAUUGAAUUCCCCUCGAUUAAGAUUGCUUACUAGCUACUCCCCUUCAUUUCCUUUCCUUACCAUAAUUGUUGUUGACCAAUUCAGCUCUAUUGCCGCUUAAAGUAAAGUAAAACACUUUCCUUUUCUGCAUACAAUCCUAUUCUCAGUAGCCAUGGUUGAUCCCCGUAUCUCCUCGAUACAUGCUAAUCUUCUCUCCCUUGAUUCUUCUUAUCUGCCCAGCUGCUUCAUGAUCAGUCUAAGUUGGAUGAAUCCCCUAGUCUGAUGCUCCACUAGGUCCCUUCACCUGCAUCUCAGUCUCAAACUAGCAAAAUUUGUGUUUAUUCAGUGUAAGAGUUGAGGUGGAAUUUGUUUCCAGUUACAACAUUUGCACGAACCCUUCGUGUAUGCUACGUCUGUGGAUACUUUUUGAUGAAGGUGAUGUUAAUUUUUAUUAAUAAAAGAACCAACCUAACAAGAGAUAAUAAUCCAUAGCUAAAAGGAAGAACAGGGGAAAACCGAAAGCAGAGACCAAAGUUUCAGGAGCCGUUGUUAUCUGCAAUUGUGGUGUACGUGCUUGUAUGCACUCUCUCCAUAUAAUUUUAGAUGCUACUUGUUUGUCUCUUCUCGCCUAGGCUUAAAAAUCUGGGUUGUGACUUGUGAAUGCUAUGAAGCAUUUAAGGCUGAAAAUUAGCUUGAGGGAUAGACAUGAUCGCAUAAUCUUUGUUAGUUAACGAGACUGAGAUGAUUUCCUGUUUAGGUUGCUCAGUUGAUGUGGAUGUUGUGCAUCCAAUCUGAAGGCUUUAUUUCAAAAUAAUGGAACUUGUAUGCUAAUUGGAAGUCCUCAUGUGCUAUGGAUAUAGACAUAUAUCAAUAUACAAUCUUCUCAUGCUCUUGUAAAAUCUAGGUGAUGGCAUCCUUCUCCGCCAGUUCCUUUUAAAGUAGAAUUGGCCGCCAUUGAUGCCGCUUGGUGAAAAAAACAAAAAAUUCGGAGGGAAAGAUGGACGAAGAAAAGAUCUAUUAUGAUACAUAAAUGCAUUCUCUAAGUGUCUUGACCCGCCAAAUAUCAAUUAGAGUAGUGAUUCCUCUUCGUAGCUUCAUGGGUGGGUGUUCUCUGAACUACACCAUAUAUAAAGUUGGAUGCUAGGUCAUGAAAAAUUUCCCAACUUUUGCUUUCUGCUUCUAAUCAAAUAUCUUGAAUCUGGUUGCAGGUGACUUAUGUGUUUUCGAGCCUAACUGUUGAUCCAAGUCAAGGUUUGGUUCCUAAAAACACACUAGUUCAUGGUCAUAUAGAGUGAGGUGUUUUUGUGCAAUGGACCCCGUCAAUGGUGGGAACAAUAUGAACAACCAGAGCCUUGCCUCUAAGCAGCGACUGCGCUGGACUCAUGAACUUCAUGAGCGUUUUGUUGAUGCUGUAGCACAACUUGGUGGGCCAGAUAGGGCUACUCCAAAAGGUGUUCUCAGGGUCAUGGGUGUACAGGGAUUAACUAUAUAUCAUGUCAAAAGUCAUUUACAGAAAUAUCGUCUUGCCAAGUUCCUUCCAGACUCCUCUUCUGAUGGUGACAAGAAAGAAGCCGGCGAGAUGCUUUCCAAUUUAGAUGGCUCAUCUGGAAUGCAAAUCACAGAAGCUCUCAAGCUGCAGAUGGAGGUCCAAAAGCGACUGCAUGAACAACUCGAGGUGCAGCGGCAGCUGCAGUUACGUAUCGAGGCACAAGGAAAGUACUUGAAAAAGAUAAUAGAAGAGCAGCAAAAGCUGAGUGGAGUACUUGCAGAGGGACAACCACCUGGCUCUGGGGGGAUUCUCCCACCAGCUGACUUAGAAUCCGACAAGACCGUUCCUACAACCCCUGUCCCAAGUGAGACCCCCCUCCAGGACAAGGCUACAAAUGGCAAGAUCUUUGCGAUCAAUGAACCCCUCCGACAACAGCAUCACCACCAGGAGCCAAUGACCCCUGAUUCCCGUGAUGACAUGGGCUCUCCGGAUGAUGAUAGUCCUACAGCUGAAAGGUCGUUGAAGAAGCAGCGUCUAGGCAUGGGGCCAGGACAGUUUGGUAAUGAACCGGAUAUGCCUUUCCCUCACCAGAUACUGGAGUCUAGCUUGAACUCUCUAGCUCAGUCCCAGGCUCACCCUGUGUUUGCUACCAGUCGAGAGGCAUUUGAUCCUUCAAAUGGGCUAUCGAUUGGGAUGGACAGUCAAAUGCAGAAGAUUUCAGGAGGGGAUCUCUAGCCCUUGGAUGGUGGUUUCAGAAUUAUUUGAAUUGGGGUCAUUUUACUAUCAUCAUCAUGUAUCUUUUAUGUAAUUUGGGGAAGAAAAAACAUGGUUAAUCAGGCUAGAUAAUGGAAGAUUAAUGUUAGACAAGACAGACAAACCGGUAGGUUUUAAGGAAAAAGCAGCAGGCUGUUUAUUAUAUUGGUUUUUUCUUAAUCUUUUUCUCUUUUCUUCUAAAAUGCAGUAGAUGCAUGUCUUGUUUAAUUCAGUGAGAAGUAUUUAUGAAGCUCGCUAGUUUAUUGUGGACUAAACUGUUAAUCAAUAAUGCCUUGAUAC
This is a messenger RNA of Linum trigynum, 4187 nucleotides long. NCBI's taxonomy places the organism in Eukaryota, Viridiplantae, Streptophyta, Magnoliopsida, Malpighiales, Linaceae. The record is from the annotation of a GenBank genome assembly.